AUGCGUAAGUGUAAAGUUUUCGUGGGAAACUCUCAUCCCGAACUUGGGAAUCAGAUUUGUGAUAGGCUCGGCGUUGAACCUGCUCCAUGUGUUUUGAAGAAAUUCGCCAAUGGUGAGACUUCCGUGCAAAUCGGUGUGUCUGUCCGUGAUGACGAUGUGUACGUUAUCCAAUCCGGCUCCCCAACCGUUAAUGAUCAUAUUAUGGAGCUUUUGAUUCUUGUUUCUGCCUGUAGAGGUGGUUCUGCCAAAAAAAUCACUGCUGUGAUUCCUCAUUUCCCAUACUCCAAGCAAUGUAAGAUGAAGAAACAUAGAGGUGCUAUCACCGCUAGAAUGUUGGCCAAUUUGCUGAUCAUGGCGGGUGCAGACCAUGUGGUUUCUAUGGAUUUACAUGCUUCUCAAAUGCAAGGUUUCUUCUCCAAACCUGUGGAUAACCUUUAUGGAGGUCCAAGUUUGGCCAGAUGGAUUAGAGAGAACGUUGAGGACUGUCAAGAAGCAGUAGUUGUAUCAAAGAAUCCUGGCGGUACUAAGAGAGUAACCGCUCUGGCUGAUAGCUUGAAAAUCAAUUUUGCAAUGAUCCACACCGAUCGUCGUCGUUCUAAGGAUCUUUAUGCACAAAACAGAGAUUUAAAACAACUCAGACUGAGAAAGCAAUCACUUUUAAGAAAGAAUAGACCAAUCGUCAGACAAGGCGAUGGCCCAGAUGAAGAGGAAAACAUUAUCUUGACAAACGGUAUUCAAACUGCUAGAAUUAGAAACGGCCACGUUAUCGAUGAUGACGAGGAAGACGAUGAAGAAGAAGAUGCAAUUUUAGAGUCCGAGGCCGAGACCACAUCAUCGAUUGCCAGCGACUCAUAUGCUUUGGGCGGAACUUUCAAUGCUACAGAUUCCGACGAUGACGAAGAAAUUGAAGAGCAUCACCAGGAAAAGUUAAUAACUUUGGUGGGAAACGUUCAUGGUCGUUCUGCCAUCAUCCUAGAUGAUAUGAUUGAUAGACCUGGUUCUUUUGUCAGUGCUGCUGAGCAUUUGGUUCAAAAUUGUGGCGCUAGAAAAGUUUACGUUGUCGCUACUCAUGGUAUAUUUACCGGCGACUGCCUUGAGCAACUUGAAGCAUCAGAGGUUAUUCACAAGAUCGUUGUGACCAACACAUAUCCAAUUACAAAGGAGCGCUUAGAAAAAUCUAAGAAAUUGGUCAUUAUCGAUGUCUCACCAAUCUUUGCCGAGUCCAUCCGCCGUGAUCAUUACGGUGAGAGUAUUUCCGUCUUGUUCGACUCUCUAGGUUCUCUUUGA
This is a messenger RNA of Torulaspora delbrueckii, 1287 nucleotides long. RefSeq names its product ribose phosphate diphosphokinase subunit PRS1 (gene PRS1). Gene Ontology annotation, molecular function: magnesium ion binding; ribose phosphate diphosphokinase activity. The transcript has a single exon. Gene Ontology annotation, cellular component: ribose phosphate diphosphokinase complex; cytoplasm. The record is from RefSeq and is a predicted model, not a curated record. The coding region runs from base 1 to 1287 and encodes 428 amino acids. Gene Ontology annotation, biological process: ribonucleoside monophosphate biosynthetic process; purine nucleotide biosynthetic process; 5-phosphoribose 1-diphosphate biosynthetic process. Lineage: Eukaryota; Fungi; Ascomycota; Saccharomycetes; Saccharomycetales; Saccharomycetaceae.